CCUUCGAGCUGGUCGCAUUGUCUCCGCUCCGAGUUGCAGAUAUGAAGACACCUUCGCUUGGCUUUCUUUUGGCACUGAUCGCAAUCUCAGCAGGUGCCAACGGCGACUGGCAGUUGCCCUGCGAUCUGCGCGAAACGAGCCAUGGCAGCGUGUGUGUGUGCAACAGCACCUACUGCGACUAUCUGGAGCAGCCGCAGCUCACGGACACCUCGCAGAUUGUGGUGAUUAGCUCCAGCAAGGAUGGCCUACGCUUCAAGAAGACAACAGGGGAUCUUUCGAAGGGAAAACCCAUAUCAAUAGAUGACAAACAGUUCACCGAUGAGAACUUCAAGGCAGAUGCGAUUGUGGUGGAUCAGGAGCGAGCCUGGUUGCAGUUGGCCAAUAUUCCCCAAAGCCUGUUUAUUAAUGCCAGCAUUAGGACAUAUCGCAUAUCGGUGAAACGAGAGCAGCGUUUUCAGAACGUCUCCAUUUUUGGCGGUGCCUUCACGGGAACAGUAUCGUACUUACUCAACGAACUGCCCGCAGAACUACAGGAUCAUGUCUAUAGGUCCUAUUUCCAUCCGGUUGGAAUUGGAUACAACACCAUUCGCAUGUCCAUUGGAGGUUCCGACUUUGAUAUGGAACCCUGGGCAUAUAAUGAAUCGCCUCGUAAUGAUCUGAAAUUGAGUAACUUCACCGAACUGGAUCCGCGGGAUCUGCAGAAGGUGGAGCAGCUGAAGCGCCUGAAGACAAUUGCCAAAAUUGAUGAGCUGAAGAUCAUGGGCGCCGCGUGGAGUGCACCCACCUGGAUGAAGAGCAAUGGACGCUGGACGGGAUUCGGGCAGCUGAAAUCGGAGUAUUAUCAAACGUGGGCCCUCUACCACCUCAAAUUUCUCGAACUGAUGCGGGCUAAAAAUAUGCCGAUUUGGGCCAUAUCCACUGGCAAUGAGCCGUUAAACGGCGUCAUUGGCUUCUUUUUUGUACACUUCAUGAGCAUGGGCUGGACGCCCUGGCAGCAGGCUAUCUGGCUGAACGACAAUCUGGGCCCGACCAUCAGGAGCUCGGCGGAGAGCAAGGUGCUCAUCUUCGGCAACGACGACCAGCGGUACACCUACCCAGUGUGGUUCCGUAAGAUGCGCUCCUCCCGCAGCAAUUCGCUGUCCUACUUGGAUGGCCUAGCUGUGCACUGGUACUGGGAUGAGCUGAUCGGUCCACAGCUCAUUGACCAGGCGCACACGGAUAUGCCCAACAAGCUGCUACUGAAUACGGAGUCCUGCAUCGGGGAUAAGCCCUGGCAGACCCAUGGUCCCGAGCUGGGCAGUUGGCAGCGCGGCGAGAGCUACAUGAGGGCCUAUACCCAGGACCUGACGCACCACUUCAAUGGCUGGCUGGAUUGGAAUCUCGUGCUGGACGAACAGGGUGGCCCGAACUACGUCAAGAACUACGUGGACGCACCGAUCAUUGUGAAUGCCACGAGUCGGGCUGAGAUGUACAAACAGCCGAUCUUCUAUGCCAUUGGCCACUUCUCCAAGUUCCUGCCGCCGGAUUCGGUGCGCAUCGAGACGCGGAUCGAGAACCAGCUCAAUCCCUUCACCCAGCUGAGUGCUGUGGGCUUCCAGCGACCAGACGGCAGUGUGGCGUUGAUUAUCUACAAUGGCCAGAACCUGCCGGUGGACGUGGCCCUCGAUGAUAGCCAGCGUGGAGCGAUCCAACUCCGGCUGCCGCCGCGCUCCUGGCACACGGUGCUCUACAAAUGAGGUUCCCUUCCCGGAACCCAGCUAUAUAGCAUAUAGUAAUUUAAACUAGGCCAGGGGAGUGGGGGAGCGGGUCCAGCUGCCGCUGCCGCUGCCCAGAGGACCAAUUGAGGCUCAAGUGACAGCGGCGCAACGGAAGCCAAUAAAUUGCGCGCAACAGGAUGAGCAGGAUAAUAAAAGCGAGGAGAUGGGGAGAUGGGCAUCUGAGUGCCAGGAUGUAAUGCCCGAUCUGCGGAGACAGCGGAAAUUUGUUUAAGCUGCUCAAUUUGCCGGAACGCGUCUGUUUACAAUGAAAUUUCAUUGGCCGUUUAAUUUUCCUUUCUUUUUUUUUCGGUGCAUGGGGAACGGCAAAGUACAAACGCCGUGCAUGUUGUUCCAUGCAUAUAGAGUAUAGUAUAUAGAAACAUAUCUCGGAUCAAGUUGAGUGACAACUGGCAGUCGAGCGGGAACUUAUACGGCCAACCGAAUAUUAUCUUUAGGCUAGCGCUGCGGUGUCUGGUCUAUUUGUUCAAUAUGCUCUAUAAAUAUGUUUGUCAAUUGAGCGCCAAGCAAAUGCAUUUUCCCAUUUUCCCCGCCUUUUCCACUUUCUCUCCCUCGCUCGCACUUGGCGCACAAAAUGGGGCGUUUUAUGUAAGUCUAUAAAUUAAAACAUGAAACGCUUAUAAACCCAUAUGACUGUUGCAAUGCACUUUCGUUUUGUUUGGAUUAUAUAUAUGAAACGAUUAUUCACAUUUUAUUAACUAUUUUUGUCAAUAGUAAGUAGUAACCACACAGAAAUGCUUAUGAUUAAGAAU
Drosophila teissieri is the source of this 2527-nucleotide messenger RNA. Its product is annotated as lysosomal acid glucosylceramidase. The record is from RefSeq and is a predicted model, not a curated record. Gene Ontology annotation, molecular function: glucosylceramidase activity. The transcript has 9 exons. NCBI's taxonomy places the organism in Eukaryota, Metazoa, Arthropoda, Insecta, Diptera, Drosophilidae. Gene Ontology annotation, biological process: glucosylceramide catabolic process. Bases 42 to 1736 code for a protein of 564 amino acids.